This is a messenger RNA of Durusdinium trenchii, 420 nucleotides long. Lineage: Eukaryota; Dinophyceae; Suessiales; Symbiodiniaceae. The record is from the annotation of a GenBank genome assembly.
AUGCGGCUGCCUGCGGUCCAUGUGGAAAUACUGUUGUGUUUGAGGCAGGAAGACUUGAGAGCAGCCCAGACUGUUUUCAUUGAGAGUGGUCGUUGGGAGGUGACGGCUCAGUCCAUCGUUCACUUGGUCGAGAGGCUUGGUGACUAUGCGGAACAUGCUCUCAGACUGCGGCGACCGCUGCGCACUCGACUCAUCCUAAAGCUUUGUCUCAUUUGCCCUCACACUUCCGCUGGAACCCGGAUACUGUCGAUCAGCCCGGCCACCCGUGUCCGUCCGGUGACCGGACCUCCCGGUCACGCGGCGCGGCACUGGGCGCACUGCUUCGGCCACCGCCACUCGUGUUGGCCGUGCCGGACAUCCAGUCUGCACGAAUUGGAGUUCCAGGUAUGGCGAAUCCAGGUCGACCUCGUUCGAAUUUAG